AUGAAUUUGGGUACAGAAGAAGAACCAAGGAAUACAUUCAUCAGCGCCGGUCUUCCUGAGCAAGAGGCCGAGAAAUAUGUUGAACUUCUUAAAGAAAAUAGAGACAUCUUCGCUUGGACAUAUGCAGAGAUGCCGAGUCUAGAACCGUCAGUAGCAAUGCACCGGUUAAAUAUUUCUAAAGAGAAAAGGCCAGUUAAACAAGCACAAAGGCGAUUUCACCCGGAUUUGAUUCCUCUAAUGGAAGAAGAAGUAAACCAACUGAUAAAAGUUGGAUCCGUUAAAGUUCUUAAUGACAAGACUAAUGCUAUCAGGAAGACUGGCCAAAUGGAUGCUGUUACUUUCAGAAUAUACGAUCACAUGUAUUUUGACGGUACUUCUCGAGCAUCAAGGGCAAGUGCUGAGGUGAUAUUUAUUACUCCUCAAGGUGACUUGUUACCUUACUCCUUCACAUUGGGCGCUGCCUGUACAAAUAAUGAAGCCGAGUAUAAAGCUCUCAUCAUCGGAAUGGAAAUUGCUCAAGAAAUGAAGAUAAAAAUGCUGCAAAUAUUUAGGGAUUCUAAAUUGAUCAUAAAUCAAUUGAUAACUGAAUUCGAAAUAAGAAAGCAAGAGCUCUUGCCAUAUUGUCGGAAAGCACAGCAGUUAUUGGAGCAGUUCCGCCAUGUAGAAAUCAAGCAUGUACCGCGGGCUAAAAACGUAAAAGCAGAUGCUUUGGCUAGCCUGAUAACAGCUCUGUCCUAUCCAAAUUGA
Molecule: messenger RNA, 747 nt
Organism: Magnolia sinica
Lineage: Eukaryota; Viridiplantae; Streptophyta; Magnoliopsida; Magnoliales; Magnoliaceae
Exons: 3
Coding region: 1-747 (248 amino acids)
Molecular function (GO): nucleic acid binding; RNA-DNA hybrid ribonuclease activity
Source: RefSeq, a predicted model, not a curated record